Hyposmocoma kahamanoa is the source of this 588-nucleotide messenger RNA. RefSeq lists its product as uncharacterized. The coding region runs from base 1 to 588 and encodes 195 amino acids. The transcript is spliced from 5 exons. The record is from RefSeq and is a predicted model, not a curated record. NCBI's taxonomy places the organism in Eukaryota, Metazoa, Arthropoda, Insecta, Lepidoptera, Cosmopterigidae.
AUGUGCAUUGGAUCAAUUUAUGUUGUUGGAGAGGAAGCAGAUGAAAACGCGCUGCUCUUUGAAUUGAAAAAUGGCCGCGAAUGUUUGAAACCAAAUCAGUAUUUAACAGUCAAAGAUAACGUCACCUUGACAGUAAAGGUAUUAAAUCCUACAAUUCGAGUAACUGGCUAUCAGUUUUGGUGCAAAAGAGUUGACAAAAAUACCACAAAUGACAGCAAAGUUUUUGAAACAAAUAUGACUUAUAUGUUACACACACAACGUCCAAAUUACGCUGCUGCCGCUAUUCCAAUAGAAUCAGCUCUUGGAGAAUUCGAUUGCUUUUUAGGUGUAGAUCCACACGCGUAUGAUCAACACAGACACAAUACGAUAUACGACGAAAAUUCCAGAUAUAAAGAAUUGUGUCGGGUCAGACUUAAUGUUACAGAUACUUCAUCUAGCGACGUGUGGGUGAUUCUGGGCGUGGUGUUUGCGGGCGUGUCGAUUAUCGUCGUUUUGAGUUCCGGCGUAGCGGCUGCAAUAUUUCGGUGUCGAAGACAAUGGAGACGAAACGAAGCCAUGUCGAAAAGUGAGGUAUCUCAAAUUGAUUAA